CCCAAGGCGCCGAUCCAAAGGCUACACCGACAGUGGGUGCUGGGUGACUCCCGCCCUCAAGUUUAAGUUCAAGUUCACCACAACAUCCUUGCCGGUCACACGCGGGUCACACCACCUCAGCACACCUCUCCCAGCAUGGAGGGCUGAGCCAGGCACGAGGGAGUGUUCAUUACAGCCGUCACCGCCGCGUCCCAUGCUGCGCCGCCCACACGCCGGCACCUGAGCCAAGGCGUUGCGUCACCCGGCUGCCUCACGGAAUGGCCAAACACCUGGCGCAGCUGGUGGUUGCUGGACUACAGGUGGUGGGCCGGGCCUUUGCCAAGGCACUCAGGCAGGAGAUAGCAGCGAGCCAGGCGGCAGCACAGCGGGCAGGAGGCGGGGCGGCAGGCGCUCGGCACUCAGCAGCCAACCAGAAGCUGGGCAUGACCCUGGAGGAGGCCAAACAGAUACUUAAUGUGGAGGAGCUGGACCCAGAGAGGAUCCAGAAGAACUAUGAGUACUUGUUCAACAUCAAUGACAAGAGUAAAGGGGGAUCCUUCUACAUUCAGAGCAAGGUGGUUCGGGCCAAGGAGCGCGUGGACAAGGAGCUGGAGGAGGUGGUGACAGCCAAGGAGCAGCAGCAACGCAAGGACACCACCCAGGAUGGCAACACCUGAGGCCCUGCACCGGCACCACCGCCGCUUUCACCCUGCCCUCCCGACAUGCUCCCAGCAGUGGCUUGGCCGAGGGAGCUGAGCAAGUCAGCUACGAUGUGGUGUGCUGCUGUGCAGUAAAUGAGACUAUUGUAGUGGAAAUAUAUAACGGUGAUUCAGUUGGACAUUUAUUAACUGCUGCAAUACGUAAAUGUCCCAUUCCUUAACCCAAAUUGGAGAAAAUUGAUAAAUAUAAUUUAACCCUCUCGCGCACGAUGACGCAUUCCGCGUCAUCAAAGGUAAAAAGGUCCUGGUGCACGAUGACGCAAAACGCGUCAUAAAAGUUAAAAAAUUGAUUAAAAAAUAAGUUUUCGGUGGAAGUGCAUCAAAUUUGGUGUGUCAUUUGUUGGGAUAAGUUUCUUAAUGGUAACAUAUGGCAACCUUUCUAAGGAGCGUAAAUGAGGAGCGUGGAGUGAUUUUUAGUUGUUAGCCUACUCUGACGGGAGAGGAAAAAAUACAGUUUUAUUGGUGUAACUCAGGAACUAAUAGGUGUAUGAAGAUUUUGAGGAUACCAUAAGAAUCCUCACUAAAUUCCACUUUGAAACAUAUAUUCAGCUAAAAAAGUUGGCCCUCAAAAUUUCGAGAUAGCAAGUGGGGAAGAGUUGGUACUUUGGAUUUAUUGUCUACAAUACUCUAUACAGAGACUUGAAACAAGUUUCUAUUGUUUAUAUAUAUUUUUUCCUCUAUUUUUAUUUGCGCAUGUUCUAGUAUAAGUCUUUAUGAAGCCACGUUUAUUGGGGUACGAUAUAUCUGUGAUGGUAAAAUACAUACUGGAAUAUAGAGUUUCGCGGCGGCAAAAAAAAGGCUGGUCGGGCCUGAGAGAUGCAUGGUGAGUGGAAGAGAAACUUACUGGAAACUUACUGUGCGCGAGAGGGUUAAAUUGGCCACAUCUUUAAAAAUGUUGAAAUUGCAGUAAUAAAAGCUGAAAGUAUAGUAAAUAAACUGAAAAGUGUUCCGUGAAUUGUAAAGUUCAUAGAGUCUAUUACUGUAUAAAGUAUAUAAAAGUUUAUUUUAAGAUGUGUGAGGGAGUCAAAGUUUGCUGUAGUGAGUUCUGAUAAUGGCACCGUGACUACCUCCUGUGUUACUGUUUGUAAAUAAAUAUUCUUUUGUUAA
Molecule: messenger RNA, 1805 nt
Organism: Eriocheir sinensis (Chinese mitten crab)
Lineage: Eukaryota; Metazoa; Arthropoda; Malacostraca; Decapoda; Varunidae
Gene: blp
Product: mitochondrial import inner membrane translocase subunit TIM16-like
Exons: 4
Coding region: 258-656 (132 amino acids)
Biological process (GO): protein import into mitochondrial matrix
Cellular component (GO): TIM23 mitochondrial import inner membrane translocase complex
Source: RefSeq, a predicted model, not a curated record